Messenger RNA from Cryptotermes secundus, 1466 nucleotides. RefSeq lists its product as uncharacterized. The record is from RefSeq and is a predicted model, not a curated record. The transcript has 5 exons. Bases 185 to 853 code for a protein of 222 amino acids. NCBI's taxonomy places the organism in Eukaryota, Metazoa, Arthropoda, Insecta, Blattodea, Kalotermitidae.
UUAUAGAAAUAGUCAGUCGUGAGAAGGUGAUGAGGUCGUCGCUACUCCUAGGGUUUCGUCGGAUGUGUGAAAUACCACAAGUGUGUUUCCAAUCUUCAAAAAGUGUCACAUUGAAGUCCCAUUCUCUUCUCUGGUUCUGUUCUAAACUGCAAGCAGAAAUUCUCCAUAGGGAAUUUUCAAGAUCAUGGAGGCUAUCGCUGCAGUCAUGCUAAGUAUAUGGGCUGCAGUAUUAGACUCUGUUGUGAGCCAGUUUAUAGUUCAAGAAGUGAAUGUUGGUAGCACAGCUGUUUUACCCUGUCCCAGCAAUGAUGACCACCACAGGUUCCAAUUUUGGCAGCUACAGGGGGACCAGAUAGUUGGGCCAGGAAAUGAAGUCAACAUAGCAAAAUACAAGUAUGAGGUGUUGUCUGGUACUUUGUACAUUAAGAGUGUGUCAACAGCUGAAGCUGGAUUUUACAAGUGCAUCUCUAAAGGACUGACAGAUCCAUCAUUCAACAUACAGGGUGUAGAGUUAGUUGUGAAGAAAGACUGGGAAGAAGUGUGGGAAACAGAUACUGAAACAAAUGUUUACCGAGUACUUGUGGUUGUUGCAGCAUUAAUGCUACUACUUGGCUUAGCGUUUUUUGCAUACAGACUCAUUAAAAGAAGAAGAUCAUCCAGAUUUAGAGAUAUGUCUGAUGAAGAAUCUCCAGAUGAAGGUACAGCACAUGGAGGAUCUUACAAUGUUUCGAACCUUCCAUCUAUGACACAGACAAACAUUUCUACUAGUCAGGGUAUGGAGAAUCCAGCUCUUGAUACUGAUUUUCCUGAAGGGUUCAAAACUCUUCAGACUACAAGCGACUCUCGGAUGUGAUAGAGCAUAGCAAAAGAAAGUAGUGAAACUGGAAACAUGAUGAGUGUCUGUGAAUGAACAAUUUUUUUGUGUAUAAAAUUUUCAGUAUUUGUUAUAUUACAGUUGCAUAUAUUUUCUAAUUGGCAACCAAAUACAACAGUGAAAAUAUUUGUAAGAAAUAAAGAACAGUUAAAACUGAUAUCACAUUUUGCAUGCCUGGCUCUAAUUGUUGCCAAACCAAAUGUAAAGAAACAUUUUGCACAGCUACUACAUAAUUAUUUUAAAGUCUGCAAAAAUUAUCUCAGCAUAGUUGUAUAUUUUUUAAAGUUACACUAAAUGGUGUUAGUGCUGCUCCACUGUUUGUUACAGGGCUCUGGCUACCCACACAAAACAUUCAAUAACAAUAGGUGUGGUUCUGGCAGACCCCUCACUUUGGCUCUAAAUUUAAGGAACAUCCCUCCCCAACAUUCAAAUGGAUCCCUGUAGCUUCAUUUCUCAAACAGAAGUUGCUUUUUCUUUGGUGAUGUCUCAGUCUAACUUCUGCAAGAAAAAUUUUGGAAAUACAUGCUUAAUUUCCUACCUCACCAAAUGUCAUAUUCAAAACUACAAUACUAAAUAAAGAAAUUUAAUAUUA